CUUAUCAGAUAGAAAUAAAUUAUUAAUUAUCACCGUAAUUUAGUUAAUUAGAAUACCGGUGUCUUCGAGAAAACUUACUUAAUUUAAGCUCAGGAAUGCACCCUUGAAAUUAACGGAAAUAAAAGAAAACACGGUGUAAAAUAUAUUACGGCAACAAAACAUUCAAUUUGAAUUCCGUUCAUUCGUACGUUUUGUUACUUACACGAAAGAUGUCAGAGGGCCUACCGCGAACCACGUUCGACGUGUUGCCUCCCUGUCACAUUUAGCUACGAAUUUACAAGUGCAAUAGAGAGGCAACACGUCGAACGUGGUUCGCGGUAGGCCCUCUGAAAGCUCCGAGUCCGGCCCGUCGCCGGUCAACUCCGCGCCGUGGUUCAUUCCCGUUCAGAUCACACAGUCAUUCAUUCAUUAGUUCAUAACAUUCAGUCAGCGCCCGGCGAUAGUGACAAGUGGACGUGAGGAAGAGCGUUGUGCCUUGUGUCCUUGAUUGUGUUGUUGUUCAAAUGUUAUUAUUAUUACAAUGUGUGCAGAGAUUAUUUCAGUGGCAAGUGUUGUUCUGUUAAUGAUAUGUGGUUAGUGACAUUUUUGCAUUGAACGUAAAUUGGAUUUUGCAUAAAACUUUGUUGCAGAUGAUGUCAACAUGCAAUGACACCCCGACAAUGGAAAAUAGUAGUAUUGUUGGCGAACUAGCAGAGUUUGACAUUAAAGCUCCAAUCAGUGUCACAAUUACUUAUGAUGACAUUGAUGAAGAUGAGCCUCUUAUAAAAAAAGAAAUCGUGUCAAAUGACUAUCACGAGGAGGAAAUUCAAGAAACCGUUGUGUCUGAGGCUGCCACUUCAUCCAACAAAAUAACUGUUGUGUCUACUUUUUUCCCCAUUUUGGAAACAAAACCAGAAAUCCAGGCAGAAACUCCUGAUCCCUGUUUAUUUAAUAAGAAACAGUGCAACGAUAUCAACGUGCAAAAUGUUCAAGACGCUCCUCAACCUGAUAGCCUAAACGAUAUAUUAUUAAAUAGUGAUACAUCGAGAAAACGAAAAACUGAAAAUUUGGAACUCUGCAAACCAAAGCAGUUCAAAACUGUACAUAAUAAAUCGGAUAAACAUAAGUAUGACAAGGAAAAGUCAGUAAUUCUCACAACUCACACCGAAAGUGAUAAUAUUCAAUCUGAUCUCAACAUAUCUUCCGGUGACUCCCAAGAACAUUCCAAUGUUGUGCCCUCUCUACUAGAGUACAGUCCUAGCAAUAAAGAGGCUACCAAUAAGCAAUCUGAUCUAUCUUCAUACUUAAACAAAUUCUGUCCAAGUGAAAAGGAUAAAAUAAGGUUGUACAUAACAGAAUGCUUAGCUUCGUUGUCCGAAAACAUGCGAUGUAUCAUGCAAGCCUUUGUCGCCUAUAGACAGCAACACAUUUCUAAAGAAGAGUUUAGAAAAAAGAAACAGCAAUAUUUUAAUUUAUCUCACAAAAUGUUGGUAAUAAUAAUGUUACCGGAAGAAAAGAACAAGGAUUUUAUACACACUUUCCUAAAUAACACGCUACAACGUGGUCGUAAAAAGUGUGGUCCUUAUUUUAUGGCAACGCACCAAGAUUAUGCGAAUCUCUUGCAUGAAAUGGUUAUGUGGGCGAAGAUGAGCCAGCAACCAAUUCGAUCAGCGGAUAUUUCUGCAAAUGAAAAUGAAAAGUCUGUACCACCAAUAACUACUAAAAGUGUUGUUACAGUUGGCCCAGAAUUUAACAAACAUCCAGCACAAGACAACUUACAGUCUAUCAUUAAAACACAUAAAAAUAGUGGAGUUGAAAAAAAAUGCAUAUUUUCAUCUGGUCCGCCUGAAAGAGCAUUAAGAAUUGACAUGGAUCCAAUUUUACAAAAAUAUUUGCACAAUACUUCCCACUAUGGCAGUAAUGAGACAAAUGCAAAUGGGCCACAAAAUACUGAAAGUAAUAACGGCACCCAGUUACAGACGGCCGUAGCGUGCCUAACUAGAUUUGUAGCCAAUAGCAGCCAAUCUUCAACCAUCCCUAUUCAAGCCAAUCUUCGUCCACCGGUUAUCCAACCAACGGCAUCGGUAAGCUGUAAUCAACCAACUGCUGAACAAGAACAAUAUCCCACGCUUUCGUCAAACAUCGAGAGUUAUACCACGAGUAACAUGUCAAAUUAUAGCGUUUUAACCCAUCAAAAGACUGCGACACCUCAGCUACAAAAGCAAUUAGCAAUGCCACCAUUACUUGGAUAUUUACAACAAGUAAAUCAUCAACCACCUUCAUAUGAGUCUCAUUUUAAAACACAUUCAAAACAGGUGCAGCAAGCAACUAUACCUUAUGAUCAGUCUCAGCACUUGCGUACACAGUCCAUUCAACAACAGCAAUUGCCGUUGCAAUAUAACCCAGCGCAGUAUCAACAAUCUCAAUAUAUACUAUCUCAGUCGGAAUUGGAGUACAGUCAAACGUGGCAACCAGGCCAAUCGCCUUUACCUACGCAACAAUAUAACCAAUCAGGACAAGCCCAAGUCGGACUAUUGCAGCAGGACCAAUAUCAACAACAACAUCCAGCAGAUAGCUGGCCGACCAUGGAAGAGCUCCUUUCAAUGGAAUCUACACAACAGCUUCCGUAUCAGUCAAGUAAUGAGCAAAUAAAAUCAUUUGGACAAUGGCAGUCAAGACAACAAGCCCAACUACCGCAAGCGUCUGCAACAGAGUGGCACCAACAGGGGCAGGUUUACCAAGGACAGGUUCCUUCACAGACUCAGAAAGGGACUCCCCGUUCCGCUUCCACCGAUAGCGGAUUUAUAAGCCCAUUGAAUUUCAACGUGCCUACAGACCAAAAAGAUCCAACGAUCCCGACAGUAUCUCAUGGGGCCGAAACCCCCAUGCCUAUGAUAGUACACGUCACGUCCCUCAGUGACAAAGCCGCCUAUAUAGACAUGGGCACAUGCGUGGUAUGCAAGAAGAGCACCAAGCAAAUGUGCAUGGGUUGCAUGAAGGUCUACUACUGUAAUUAUCAAUGUCAGACUCUCAACUGGGCGGAGCACGCGCCUCAUUGUUCGCAGCAAAACACAAGUACAUAAUAGAGUUUAAAAACCGCAAAUUAAAGACUUAUAUUACUAAUAAAAUAAGAACCAGUGUAGUAGUAUAACUUUAAAAUAAGAAGACAUGAUUGUUAUGUGUUCAUAAUUUGAGCGACGUUCGGAGUUUAUAAAUCUUUGAUAUAAUUAAUAUAAUUAUAUUGGUGCUAGUGAGAAUAAUGUCAAACCAAUAUAAGUAAGAACGCUAAACACGAAUCAUUUCGUACAUUGCCCGCCUGUUCCUAUUUCUAUAGUGCUAUAGUAGUAUUGCUGCCCGGUCAUGAAGGUUUACAUAAAGUGGAAGGCACAAUGAUUUUUUUACCAUACCAAAUUGAACCUUAUCAUGGAGCCAGAAAGGUGCUCGUACCAGACUAGAGAAAACGAUCCACAUGAGAUAGCAAAACCAGAUCCCAGAUCAUCGGGAAAACAAUAUAAUUAGGCACAUGCCAUAGAGAUAGGAACAGGCCGGUGAAUGUACGAAAUUCUUCGUGCUAAGCGUCCUUACUUUAGUAACUUUUGUUCAAAUAUAUGAAUAUGUAAAUUUCAAAUGGCGCUCUUUUGUAAAUAUUAGAUAUAUUAUCCUGCCGAACCUAGUUUGAUUAGAAAUUGUAAUGAUUUGCCCGUGCCAUUGAAAAUGCAAGAACAAGAAACGUUCUAGACUAGUAUUUUUUAUACAUUUUUUUUUGUAUGACUAUAUUUUGUGAAAGUUUUAGUAUUAAAUUUGAUCUAUGAAUUAUAUUCAUUAGUAUUAUAUAUGGAAUAAUAUUUACAACAUCAAUAAAUUGCUCUGAUAAUUAGAUUAAGAUAAUUAUAUGUAAUACUGUCUUACUAUUCAUAAGUGCUUGUUGCUAGGCCUACAUGAAUAAAGUAUAUUUGAAUUGAAUUGAAUUGAAUUGAACUGUUAAAAUAUGAAGUCUAAAUUAGAAGCGAUAUAUUUAGUUUUUGUAAGAAUAUGAAUGGAAGUUUAGUUAUUUUUUUUAGCUAGUCAUAGUAUUGUUUAAGGUAGACGAGUAAUCAUUUCAAGCGAAAGGGCAUCUCUAGUCUAGGUAUUGUCCGUAGUUAAGUCUCCGCCAUUAAGAUUCAAUUAGAGUCAGACCAAUCUAAGUUGGCAGCGAUUUGGAUAGCCCAGCCUGUGCAAGGGUGGUGUCAUAAUUUCAUAGAUUUUUGAUGUUCAAAAUAACACUUGCAUUUUGGCUGUCAAAAUCGCUGCCAACUUAUCUUAGUCUGACUCUAGCAAUAUAUUUUAUUGAUCGACAGUGAUACCUUUUGUCUGAGAACGUAUUAUACUCUAUAUCCAAAAUAAGUAAUAUGCGGUUUUGACUUACUUAUAAUAUUAGUGGCGGUAAUGCUAUAACUUUUCCAAAUUUUAGCUGUCUACGUCAAACGGUUUCUGAGAAAACCGUAUUUAACUGAUUUGCAAGACCAAAGUGAUUCCAUGAGUGUUCCGUAAACAAAGUUUUGUACGGAACACUAAAAAUAUAUAUAUUCAUAAGAGGUGGCGCCGCCGCCGAUGCCAAUUAAAAUAGGGACAUCGCGCCAAUCUUUCGAUUCGAUCUUACACAACACGCUGUUAAGACUUGUCGAUAAUCGAUAACACUUUUGCUACGUACUACACGAAUAAUUUCAAAUACAUUUAGAAUCGGGAUCAAAUGUACAGUCUUCCAUAUUAGGGUGUUACCACACCAAUCGAUCGAUGGUAGAAUGAAACAGUCGACGUCGAUCGUUAGUCUACAUUGGUCUACAUAGACCAAUAGGUCGAUCGGCGUUCGAUUGUUUCAUUCUAUUAUCGAUCGAUUGGUGUAUUUCCAUACCCUAAAAUAUCACUCAGAAUUUAAUAAAUGUUAUCUUUUAAUUAUUUUGUUAUAUGAUCUGAUUUACGAACGAAUUUAAAGGGACUCUUAACACGUUCACUGUCCCAAUCUGAAUUGUUAAUGUUACGACUUUGUAAUAGAGGCUUGCCGUGACCCAUAUACGGGGCACGGACAGUAAACGUGUUAAGGCUACUCCGUACUUCAUACACACUGCGAAUAAAGUCAAAUAAAAAUAAUGUCAGACAGAAUAAAUAAAUGAAUAUAAGUAGCUUGUUAAUUAUUUGUUAAGUACUUACCCUCAACCGGAGUGAAAUGCGAUGGCGAGGUGAAUAGGGUGCAUGCAAUAAUAGUAGAUUUUGCAUGAUACAAUUUGUGUAAGUAGUUCUGAAGAAAUUAUCUGGUAAAUGUCUUUCCCGGUAUUUACCCCUGAGUUCUCGUAAUCAUGUCAGAUUAAAUAAUACCAAAACUUCCUUAUAAUAUAGGUAUUGUUCAAAUAUAGCUAACCUCGAUAUAUAAACAGUUUAAUAAAAAUCCUGUCAAUGUUUCAUGCACAUUCUAUGUAUCAAACUACAUGAAAUCGUGUUGGCCAUUUCGGUUUGUUGUAGAGUCGGACUGCUAACGUCGCAUAGACGUAACAAUGACUGUGUUGAAGUGUCCCAAAAUACGUCAACUACUACUAUGAAAACUUGACAUUAAUUAUAGGCCCUGCUCAGAGGAAUAAUACUAUGGAGGUGACAAGGGGAGGGCGGUAAUCGAAAAAGAUGGUUCUUUCACCAGAGAAAGCGCACCCUAUUAUAAUUGUAUUGUUUGUCCCUGUCAUGAUCUCACUUUUCAUUUCUGCCUCGUAAAAAGUCCCACGUCAAGACGGUAGACGUAUUGCAGUUGUUCCUACUAAAGCUUCGUGGACUUAGUUUACUUGUGUACAUACCAACUCAAAUAUUUUGUGACAAAGCGAACAUAAGGCAACUUUUAUAGAAUUUUAGUAUUAAAAGUGCUCUUCGGGAGCUCACAUGAGUUCUAGCUCUGAAUGUCUAUGGUUCAUGAUUAAUUUUCUAGGUAAUUGCCUAUGCCAAGAAAAUCUCUCAAUAACUAUAAUAAUCAUUUACCGGAGCCCAAAGAUAUUCACCUAAAUUUAUUUCACAUUCAGAUUACGAACUGCUAGGUGUGUGAGAUCCCUUAGAAAGUAGACUUUUUCAUGACUAUCGAAACCCACAAGUAAAGGUACUGUCUGGUUCCAAUUUGGUGUUAUAUGUUUGACGCCAAUGUACGUUUGUCUGUGGCAUCAUAGCUCUCCGACGGAUGGGCCGAAUUCGAUGCGGUUUUUUUUUACCUGAAAGCGAGUUUUCUUGGGGUUCUUAGCUAUGGUUCAUAGAAAUCGAUCCAGCAGAAGAGUAUCAGCCAUUUUUGGCUAAAAUGGAUUUUGUUGGCAUAUAGCGUAGCGUAGGGGUAUUAAGUUAUAAUACAUGUUAGAGAGUAGUCUAAAAUAACGGACACGUAUUAUUUUAGAUACGGGAGAUAUUGUCCUCCAAAGUACCGAAGUGACUAAACCCUCUAACUUCUGUAGAGUUUUGUUCAAGCAAAUUAUGUUUGAGAACGAAAGAUAAAUACAUGAUUGUUAUUUUAGAGUCCUCUCUAACAUAUGCAUAUUAAAAUAAAUUAAAUCGGAGCCGGACAAUUGACUACCCUUUUUUGUAAGUACAUAAAUAUAUCGAAAGACUAAGUCAAGUACCGUCCCAAGGACAAUAUGAGAAAAGUCUUAAUACUACAUUAGUACUAAUUUCUAUUAUUCAUAAGAGAUUUUUAUAUAUUUUUACAUUCUUGCGAAUAAACGUUGAACCGUUUA
This is a messenger RNA of Cydia pomonella (codling moth), 6713 nucleotides long. RefSeq lists its product as uncharacterized. The record is from RefSeq and is a predicted model, not a curated record. Bases 630 to 3062 code for a protein of 810 amino acids. The transcript is spliced from 5 exons. Gene Ontology annotation, cellular component: nucleus; transcription regulator complex. Gene Ontology annotation, biological process: regulation of transcription by RNA polymerase II. Lineage: Eukaryota; Metazoa; Arthropoda; Insecta; Lepidoptera; Tortricidae.